Penicillium olsonii is the source of this 825-nucleotide messenger RNA. The record is from the annotation of a GenBank genome assembly. Lineage: Eukaryota; Fungi; Ascomycota; Eurotiomycetes; Eurotiales; Aspergillaceae.
AUGUCCGUGAAUGAUUGUGCCACUAUUCGGGAUGGCUUCCCUCGACCCUUCCCCGAUACCCCCUCCAAUGUGCUGCAGCAGUUCCAGAUGAAGGGGAAGGUCGUGGUGAUUACAGGUGCGGCGGAUGGACUCGGAUAUGCGGUGGCAGAGUCAAUGGCAGAGGCUGGAGCCAAUGUCGCCUUGUGGUAUAACUCAAAUGAUGUCGCUAUUGAGAAAGCAAAGGCGCUGGCCGAUCAACACAGCAUUAAGACUUCCGCUUACAAGGUCGAUGUCUCGGACUCGACUCAAGUUUCGGAGACGGUUACCAGGGUGGUUCAAGACUUUGGCAAGAUCGAUGUCUUCGUGGCCAAUGCAGGCAUGGCCAUCUCGAAGCCCAUUCUGGAGCAGACCUUAGACGAGUAUCGGAAGCAGAUGUCUGUGAAUGUGGACGGCAUCGUGUAUUGUGCCAAAUAUGCCGGGGAGGUGUUCGCCAAACAGGGCCACGGCAACCUGAUCAUCACCUCCAGCAUGAGCGGCCACGUUGUCAACGUCCCCGUGGACCAGCCUGUCUACAACGCAACCAAGGCCUACGUCACCCACUUUGGCAAGUCUCUCGCUCGCGAAUGGCGUGAGUUCGCCCGGGUGAAUAUUGUCUCGCCGGGCUUCUUCGACACCAAGAUGGGUGCGGGCCCGGACUGCUUGCAAGAAGCGUAUCGCAUGUCUUCGCUGGGGCGACAGGGUCAUGUGAAGGAGAUCAAGGGGUUGUAUCUGUAUCUGGCCAGCGAUGCGUCGACCUACAUGACUGGCAGCGAUGUGAUCAUCGAUGGAGGCUAUGUGUUGCCCUGA